CGGGAGGCGUAGCUCUCAACAAACAAGAGUGUAGCGAGGGGGAGAAAAACACUCUGAUCUUUAUCUUUAGACAUUUUGUUGGUUUUGAGGCACUUUAGAAAAUGUGUCAGUGCCAGCAGAGUGGGGGCUUAUAGCUCUCCAGCAGAUUCAUGGGUAAUGAUGACACCAAACAUUGCCACCUCUGUGCCUGUUGUUAAAUGUUAUGUGUGUGCUUUCUUGUUUUUUUUGAAAAGAAAGCGUUAACGUAGCCGGUAAGGAAUAGCCGUGGGGUGAAACCGGAGACCUCUCUCCCUGAGCCGCGGAGGCUUGUGGCAACCAAUUGGAGGAGUGACUUGUACCAAGUGACAGCUGGGAUCUUUGUUGGAGGAAGAGUUGUUAGCGCCGAGUGAGAUUGUCUUUUGUUUUCAUAUAUCUACAUAUACAUAUAUAUAUUACAUGCAUGUGUCUGUUUAUGUAUACACUUUGAAAAAAUGGCGACAAGAGUAGGCGGAGGGUACCCCUUGAACCCAGGGAGCCCCCUGAAUCCUUCCUUGGGGGUGAUGCCAGGACAAGCGGUCAGGAUGCCACUGAACCUCCAGCAGCAAUCUCCAGUCUUCCGGACGAUGGGUCCCGGCGGCGCUUACAACCGAGGAGGGAUGCCACCAGGAGCUCGCAUGGGAAUGCCAGGAAUGCAGAUGGGCAUGCCAUCUGGCUCAUCGUUCAUGGGCAACCCUUCCAUGAGACCAGGUAUCCCUCAGCCAAUGAUGGACCCGUUCCGGAAACGUCUGCUUCCACAGCAGCAGCCUCCACAGUUGAUGCAGAAUCGUGGGAGAGGUGUCAAGAGACGGAAGAUGGCUGACAAAAUUCUACCACAAAGGAUCCGAGAACUUGUCCCAGAAUCCCAAGCUUACAUGGACCUCUUAGCUUUUGAGCGCAAACUGGAUCAGACAAUAAUGAGGAAACGGCUGGAGAUUCAAGAGUCUAUGAAGAAACCCUUAAUGCAAAAGCGUAAACUAAGGAUCUACAUCUCUAACACCUUCGCUCCGGCCAAGUCGGAGGGCGAUGAAGGAGAAACUGUUGCAUCAUGGGAGCUUCGGGUAGAAGGAAAACUACUUGACGAUCCUGGAAAAGUGAAAAGGAAAUUCUCAUCCUUUUUCAAGAGUCUAGUUAUCGAAUUGGACAAAGAUCUUUAUGGACCAGACAAUCACUUAGUGGAGUGGCACCGAAUGCCCACAACUCAGGAGACAGAUGGCUUUCAGGUGAAGAGACCAGGAGAUGUGAAUGUGAAGUGUACCCUGCUAUUGAUGCUGGACCACCAGCCCCCACAGUAUAAACUGGAUGCCAGGUUGGCACGAUUGCUGGGUGUCCACACGCAGACACGGGCAAAUAUCAUGCAGGCACUGUGGCUGUACAUCAAGAAGAACAAGCUGCAGGAUAGCCAUGAAAAAGAAUACAUCAACUGCAAUCGCUACUUCAAACAGAUCUUUAACUGCAUGCGAAUGAAAUUCUCUGAAAUUCCGAUAAAGUUGGCUGGUCUCCUGCAGCACCCAGAUCCCAUCAUUAUAAAUCACAUGAUCAGUGUGGAUCCUAAUGAUCAGAAGAAAACCGCAUGUUAUGACAUUGAUGUUGAAGUUGAUGACCCUUUGAAGAGUCAGAUGAACAACUUCCUCCUUUCAACAACCAACCAGCAGGAAAUCGCAGUGUUGGAUAUUAAGAUUCAUGACACAAUUGAAUCUAUCAAUCAGUUGAAGAUCCAACGUGACUUUAUGCUGAGCUUCAGCAACCACCCACAGGAGUUCAUCCAAGACUGGAUAAAGUCACAAUGUCGAGACUACAAGAUUAUGACGGAUGUCGUUGGAAAUCCAGAAGAAGAGAGAAGGGCUGAGUUUUAUCAUGAACCAUGGACACAGGAAGGGGUUGGACGAUUCAUCUUCUCGAAGGUUCAGCAACGCAGACAAGAACUUGAACAGGUACUGGGCAUCCGUAUCACUUAGGCACAAUGAUGCCUCCCUUCCAAAGAACUGGAGCUCCAUAUUCAUGUUACUUGCACUGCUUCUUCGAUGUCAGAGAAACACGCCUGGUUGGAUUGUAAAUCACAAGCAGAGAAAUUACUCUUUGCUGGGGACAUUCUAGCCAUAUUUUUAUGAAGUCUUAAAAAAAACUGUAAAAUUUGAUAACCUAUCUGAAACAUUCCUUCUCCUUCUGCUGCACUAGUGGCUGAGAAAUACCAGCUGUAAUAGGAAAAACAUGAUCAUUUUAAAAGCCUUGCUCAACUAUUCAGGGCUGUUCACCCAAUCUUUGGUUAUGUAUAACUCCAGGAACUCAGUUUGAUUGAAGGCCUCUGGCAUGGCCCAAAUCUGCCAUUAGAUUUGCACUUAUUUUCGUGUUGGAAUGAAAAAGAUUGCACAACUGAGUGACUGCUCAGAAGUCCACAAAAUAGCCUGGUGGCCUCUUAAAGAGAAUGACAAAUUAGUGAACUUAAGAAAAGGAUCUUGAUUACCCUCUUGGAUAGUGACGGAUUAUACUCACAACAUUCUGAUAGCUGCAGUCUCACAGGAACAAAAGCCAUUUUAAUUCUUGUAAGGCAUCCUAGCACUUAAAACAGUAACCGGUUUAAUGGUACAGUUCUGCCUGCAACUUAGUGAUUGCACUAUUGGCAAAUGAAUACAUUUGCACUGGUAAAUCAAAAGCAAAGUAGUAAUCCUAGGCUACAAAAAAAAGUCAAGAGCACACUAUAUGGACCAUCAAACUUGCUGUGCCAUUCAAUACAAUAAUGGCUGGUCUUCGUUUUAAUGAUAUUUUGCCUCUUGUUUCCCAUAUUCCUCAAUUUCCUGAGCACAAACGCUCUAUUUUACUCUUUACAAAUAUUCAAUAAUGGUACAUUGACAACCUUCUGGGGUAGAGAAUUUCAAAGAUCUACAACCCUUCGAGUCAAGCUAUUUUGCAUCUCAGAUCUAAAUAGUCAGCCUCUUAUCCUGAAACCUGUGCAAUCUUGUUCUAGAUUCCUAGUGAGUUGGGAGAGGAGGGGAGGAUUUAAUUUGAGCUCCAAAUCUGUCAGACCCAUCCUGCAGUAUGUUUGCCCAUCAAAAUUUAAUUUUGCCUUGGGAGACUCUGUAGCUACCAGAGUGUGUAUGAAAUAAUUUUCAUAUUGGUUCCACUUAUUCUGGAAACAUUUCAUCUGAUCAAGCAAUGUCUUUGUCUGAUUCACCCUUUGUAAAACUUAAAUCUUCUCUUGUGCUGCAGUUUUAAUCCAUUCAGUCUCUCAAAAGGUAGGAAUUGGAACUAAAUAUCAUAAGGAGAAGUCACUGCACAGCUAGAAGGCUUAUUUCAAUCUGUAUCGAUCAAAUAUGUAUUCUCUUACAUGGAUAACUGCCCUGAUAAAUGUGCAUAUUACCCAGUUUGUCCUCGUGCAGUGACAGACUCCAGGAUACAUUACUUAUCGUAAAAUGCUUCACCCAAUUUCUAUUCAGCGGCAGAGUCUGUCUUUUCUUUUGCAUCCUGUGAACUAAUCUCCUCCAAGGACUUUUUGUCAGUGUUAAAAUAUCAUUCAUUCACAUUGCAUGAAAGUACACUUUUUAAAAAAUUCUAUCACAAUAGUUUUCAUCCAACACAAAGAAAUGAGGAAUUGUGAGAUAGUUAAUGCUGAGAAGGAAAACUUGCUUACAGUAUUUUGAAUCUUUUCCCUGUUUGUGGAUAUUGUGGGAAUCAAAAAGAAUUCUAUGGUUUGAUGCAGCAUUUUAGGAAAUCCAGAUUCAAGAUAGACUUCAGCCUUAAACAGAAUACACCAUCAGGUUUUCCAAAAAGAUAUAUAGCAAUGUUUCUGACAAAUCACUCAGCAAUCUUAAAGACAACUGCUUGGAGGAGAAUGUCUUCACAGAUUUCUACAAAAUAUUGUAGAUUUCAAAAGUCAGAGUGGAGGAUAAUAGGGAAAAGGCAUUAGUCGUUUAUAUCCUCACUUAAUUAAUUAGUUGAAAACAAAUUGUUUGUUGGGAUUCAGAUUCUUUUGAAGUUGAACCAGUGAAAUUUUUAUUCAUUUUCAAUAAUACCAAGCACCAGUGUAAAUUUGAACUUGAAACAGGCUCUCAGGACAAAGUUGAUGUAAUCAAAAGAGUUAGCAGGGGUGCAAAUGCUAUGGCAACCCAAUUGUAAUAAACAUUUAACUUGAUUUCAGGUCCGUGCAACUCAAUUUCAAAUUCGUGUCCUGUUCUGUGUUUCUAAAUAAUCAUCAUAAAGUCUGUCAAAUCUAGAGCCAUAUGGAGAAUAAUACAAUUAGGAUACAUCAACCAAAGCAUGAAUGCUAAAUAAAUGGGGGAAGAAAAAUAAUGUAAACCUGCUCAAACAAAUAAUUAGAGGAUCCUAAUAGGAACACAGAUACAGUAGGUCUAAUUCCAACUUCGAUGGAGUUUUUAAAAAUGAGAUUUUAUUAGGAUUUCCUCAAGAAAUGUAAUAUAGGAAAAUAUUUGCUUUCCUAUAGCAUUGUACAGUCACUUUUUUUUUACAUAUACAACAAUAAUUCAUUUUCAAAGUUAAGGAAAAUAAUAUCUUUAAGGGUACUUGACUGUUGAAUAUUUCAGGUACAAGUCACAUGUUUUAAUUAUAAACUGCUGAGUGCAAAUUUAAAUGUUAAAUCUGAGAUUCAGAUCUCGCAAAGCUUUAGUUUUAACUGUUUACAGAAAUGACUGCUGUGAAAGUGUGGAAUAGUUUAGAAUAGAUUUUGAAAUGUUGAAAAAUUGUUUAUGCAAGAUUGUCGUUUAAUAGGUGGCUGUGCAAGAAAGGCUUCAAAAUGUCUGUAACCAGGAGGUUAUCUCACUCACUUAAUAUUAUGAAUGAAUAGGACAAAGUUAUUAAACUGCAUAAUCAUGCCUCACAUUGUUCUUUCAGGGAUGAUAUGAACUGCAAUUGCAAUUUCCUUGUUUCGAACAAAUGUUUAAGUCAUACAGUCCAACUAGGAUGCUAGCUGAUCUAGCUUCAGUUGGUUAGCAGGUCCUUAAUGAAUCUGCUAACAUUGAGAUGGCAUUUUUAGUCAAAACUCCAUAAAUGUACGUAGAAGGUGUUUUUCCUUACAGAGUGUAGGAUUUUGAAUUUGUGGUGCAUUUUGUGAUAAUGUGGUUUGCACAUAAUGAUCUGAGAGAUGCUGUUUGCUUUUAUUUGUUAAAUUACUGCAUUUAGUUGUAUUAAAAGCAGGUCAGCAUAAUUCAGCCAUCAGUAACUUCAGUCAUACAACAUGAAUUUUAAAACUAAGACCGAUUUUCCUGAGGUUGAUUGAGUUCGGACAGCAAAAGUGGGUAGUUUUCCUUGUUCAGAGGCAACUCAAGUAGUCAUUCUCUAAAAUCAAGAUAGUCAGCGUUAGUUGCUAAGCAACCAUCAAGUCGAUCCCACCUAACACCAAACCUUCUCUCAUCUAAAAUAUACAUUCAUUUCCAGCAAGUAAUAACUGGAUAGGGAUUAAAUGGAAAAUCGACUCAUUGUCACAAGUCAGUUCAAAUCCAGAAAAGGAAAUUUUGGACUGAAAGAAUUCUAUAAAAGUUACUUAAUGUAAAUGUUCAAAAAAGUAUAUCUCCCUGCUACUAUUAAAUCAAGUGGCUGGGCUAGGCCAUUUCAGACACAUUGCAGUGGGUCUGCAGCUACAUGUUAUGCCAGCCAGGUAAAGAUGGCAGAUUUCCUUCCACAAAAGGACAGUGAACCACAUGAAUUUUUUUUGACAAUUCAUGAUUGUUUAAUGGUCACCAUUAUGGAAUCUAGCUCUAAAUUCAAGAAAUAACAUGCAGAAUUGCAAUCAUAUAAUUUGUGGCCCCAAAGGAUUACAAUCUGGCUUUAAACUACCUGUCCAGUGACACUGACAUUUUACUCUUAAAUGUUGGUUCUUUUUAACCUAAUUAAAGUUUCCAUAAUAAAGUAAACAAAGUUAGCUAUACACUGCUAUUUGUUGUGUUUCACUUCACUGCUCACCAGUUUCCACAAUCCAAAAAUUCUAACUUUGUAAGGUAGCCUCCCAGACUACCAUGGGUUUAUUUUACACAAGAUGCAAAGCCUGACCAAAGACAAUUAACUGAGGAUGCCAAUAGGUGAAACCUCUCCAGUUCUAAACGAAGUGCUGCAAAAGGUUCAUAUAAACAGUCCAUUUAAAUACACAGAGAAUCUGGGCAUAGAAUCCAAACUCUGUUCAGUUUAGCAACUGUCAGCCAACUGUAAGCAUGGGCUACAGUAGGACAAUUAUUGAAAAUGUUUAACGUUUUCAAUUCAAAUAGGCCCCUUUGCUCAAAUUACCCUUGAAAAUAUUCACAAAGUAUACAGGAAUAGUUUUAUUUUAAAAAGAAAGUACUCAUUGCAUUGCAUCAAUUCAACUGCCUGAAUUUAGCAAAUUAUCAAAAGACUCCAUCAUGUUGCCAUUUGACUUGAAUACAUAGUAAUUUGGGAUUUAACUGAAGUACUUCAGCAUCUGCAAAUAGGCAUUUAUUGUUCAAAUUUGUAAGUGCUUUAUAAACCGGCUAGAACCGUGUCACCAAAAUAGGAGGGCAACAGGGUAGUAAUUUCUAUAUGACUGACUAAUUAGUAAAAUGCACCUCAUGGCAGAUGGAUGAAGUGUACCAGGAAUCAGAGAGACAGCAUAUGGCUCCCUUCCCAGUAGUAAGUUAGAAUGAGAAUACAAAUUGCCUUCGAGCACAAGGUGGGAUGUUGGAAUAUAUGCUACAUUAUGUACGAUUGAAAAAUAUGACUAAACAAAUAUUCUUCCUGUUGCAUACAGCAUGCAGCCAAUACUGCAGUGAUUGAAGUUAUGCUUUUACAUGUUUAUACUAACAGAUUUUUCAUGUUUUGAUGCUUUUAUAUUCAAUGCAGUGACGUGCAGGACUAAGGUACAAAAUGUAGAUAUUUAUAGAGAAUGCCUGUAUUAGUUAGGUACUGGACUCUGAUUUUCAAAAAAGUGAACUUCUGUUCAAGAUUUGCAUUAUAUACUGCCUAAGUUGCUAAUUGUGACAUUGAACCUUUUGCACAGCCUUGCAAAAGAAGGCUCGCCAUUGUUUUAUUCCAAAGAGUUCAUGGUUCCUUAAAAUACGAUCACGACAGCCACAGUUCUAAUGAAGUGGUUUUAGUAACACACCAGCAUUAAUGCUGGUUUUAUGGGUUCAUUCCAUGAAUGGAUGCAAGGGAACUCAAAGCCCUUAAGCAGAGUUGAGGUUACAAAAUAUAAAAUGUUACUAAUUCAUUUAAAUUUAAUUCGGUGGAAAUUUUAAUGUUAAAAUUGUCAGAUAAGUUUUACAGACAUUGCUGUACAGAUAACAAAAAAAAUGCUUAUUUCUAUAUACAUUGCAGUUUGGUGCUUCUGUUCUAUUUGGGACCACAUUUGUAAUAGAGCCAAUAAACAGUCAUGUACAAGUCUCCUGUAGAGAUUUUUGCAUUGAAAAUAAACCAUAACAAAGUGAUCUGCAUUCUUCUUCAUA
Molecule: messenger RNA, 7418 nt
Organism: Stegostoma tigrinum
Lineage: Eukaryota; Metazoa; Chordata; Chondrichthyes; Orectolobiformes; Stegostomatidae
Product: SWI/SNF-related matrix-associated actin-dependent regulator of chromatin subfamily D member 2
Exons: 13
Coding region: 471-1973 (500 amino acids)
Biological process (GO): regulation of transcription by RNA polymerase II
Cellular component (GO): SWI/SNF complex; nucleus
Source: RefSeq, a predicted model, not a curated record